AUGCACCAUAUUGGAGUGUUUGUGGACCGACUAAGUCAAGACAGCCGCCCUGUAUUUCUGCAGGACCCCUUCGCCUGUUGGACCCUGACCACACUAUUCGCUGAUAUGCUUAGCAAUCAGGGGUCAUCGGCAGUUAAACGAACUUCCAAAAGGCCUGGGGAUCAAGAGCUAUGGUUCGUCUCAUGGUUCAUCCAUCCUACUUCGCCAAACCUGUUCAAGGAACUGAGAUCAUCGACGGAACUGUUCAAAGAAAGAAUAAUGAAGACCCUUUUAGAUUUGGAAGUGGGAACACGUUGGGUCAAAUCAGUCGAGAACUCGGUUCCUGUUUACAAAAUGAUUGCCAGUUGUUCAAACCAUCACGAAAUCAACACAUCAAUUGUCUGGAAGCUUUUAGCAACCGUCAUUUUUCGUACAUCUUCGCCCAUUCGUGAAGUCAAAAUCCACGAACAAGCUGUUUCUCAGAAUGAAUACAGUUGUAUCCUCACAAUCCUAUAA
Opisthorchis viverrini is the source of this 495-nucleotide messenger RNA. RefSeq lists its product as hypothetical. The record is from RefSeq and is a predicted model, not a curated record. NCBI's taxonomy places the organism in Eukaryota, Metazoa, Platyhelminthes, Trematoda, Opisthorchiida, Opisthorchiidae. Bases 1 to 495 code for a protein of 164 amino acids. The transcript has a single exon.